AUGGCGUCGAUGCACACUUCAUCCUCCCGACCAUCGGUCCCCUUUGCGUCGUACGGGAUCCGCAACAUCGGCAUGGUCCUGUUACGCGAGCCGUUCGAGGUCCCGCACGCGCGCCGCAUCCACGCCAAGCUCGUCGACGAACAGACAGGACGAGCGAUCUAUUUCACCCAGCACCGUACAACCGUUUACGAGGCCGCCUUGUUCAUGGGUCGAGAAAAGGUGAGCUCUGAUUCCGGUGUCCGCGGCGAUCGUUUUGGGUCAUUUGCGUUACACCGAGCACUGCAUACGAGGGCUUCAUCGGCGCUGCGAGAAAUGCGCGUGCCCUCUCCUAAGCUCGAAUCGCCGAGCAUCGACAGAUCAACACCGACGCCGUGCACGGACCGGGUUUCUUUCAUUGUGUAAGCUGACUCUCCGAACACACGUCGUAUCAUUGCUUUGAUGCCAGAUCGGACAAUGUUCGGAAGAGGAUCUCGAGUUCAGGGACAUCACCGUGUCGUCGCAGAAGUUGUACAAGUCGGGUUUCUUCUCCAACAAGUGAGCACGUGCAUCUGAUCUCGUGAUUCGUCACCAAAUUAUUUACUGGUCUAGGGUCUCUUAUUGACUGUUUAUUCUCCGGCUGAUGCAGAACAAGAUCAUGGAAAGCGCCGGAUGGCCUCAAGUACUCUUGGUUGACGGGCGAGGAUGGCAGUCUGAGAGUUAGUCUGAUCGACGCCGAUGGGAUCGAGGAAUCGAACGUUGAAACUGACACGUCCUGUUCUCCGCUUCUUUGAUCGUUUAUAGCUCACGCAAAACAAGACACAUUCUGCGGUCGUCAGUGCAACCGAUGUUGGGAACGGGUAAGUCCAGCUCGGCUGUGUAAUCAACCCAGUAGAACUCCAGAGCUCCGGACACUGACCUUGACAUCCACGACGUUAUUCGGCAACCCAGGUGCACACGGAUAGUCAUCUCAACCCAGGUCAUUGGAUUCGUCGAACUCGUACUACUCACGUGAGUAGAUCGAACAAAGGAUUUGACGGUGAAGACUGACCUCGGUUCACCGUUCUCCUCCUUCAGAAUGCUUCAACAAGAGUUCGAGUUAUCGAAAACGCACAAGAAGAUGCUCAAGGAAGCCGAGGACCAGGAUGGCGAUCUGAGCGUAUGGUGA
This is a messenger RNA of Microbotryum saponariae, 1144 nucleotides long. NCBI's taxonomy places the organism in Eukaryota, Fungi, Basidiomycota, Microbotryomycetes, Microbotryales, Microbotryaceae. The record is from the annotation of a GenBank genome assembly.